AUGAAACUCUUUGCAUCAAAAGCUUUGCCAACUUCUUCUCCUGGUAGUGGUAUUGCAUUCGGAUGCAUGGGCAUCAGUGCAUUCUAUGGAACCCCCAUGGAAGAUACCAAGGCUUUGGAGCUGUUGAAGGGAGUCUAUGACAGAGGCUGCCGUCACUUUGACACAGCUGAAAUUUACGCCACCAAAGGCUACAAGCCUAAUGAAGCCAUUCUGGGAGAAUUCUUUCAGACCGUCCCAAGAGAUUCCUUUACUGUGGCCACCAAGUACAUGCCAUCGAGUGGCAAUCCAAGUGUGUAUGAAUACGAGGACGUCAAGGCUCAUCUGGAAGCUUCCUUGAAGAAGUUGCAAAUGGAAUCGGUUGACUUGUACUAUGCUCAUCGUGUCCUGAGCGUCGAAGGCGGCAUUAAAUUUGUCAAGGCUGCAAAGAAAUUAAAGGAAGAAGGAAUGAUCAAGGAGAUUGGCUUGUCCGAAGUCAGUGGAAGCUGGUUGAAGAAGAUUUGCCAAGAAGCGGGCCCAGUGGAUGCCGUCCAACAAGAGUGGAGUCUAUUGACCCGCACCUUGGAAGCGGAUUUGGUACCAGCUUGCAAGGAGUUGGACGUGACCAUCGUGGCUUACUCUCCCUUGUCGAGAAAUUUGCUGGCCAAGAAGGUCGAAUCAUCGGCUUUGGGAGAAGGUGAUUUCCGUGCGAAUCUACCACGAUAUGCCAAGGAAGCUUUGGAAGCCAACAACAAGAUUGUGGACAAGAUUGAAGAGUUGGGCAAGAAGCAUGAUGCCAGUCCCGCCCAAAUUGCCAUAUCGUGGAUCUUUCACAAGGCCAAGGAAAUGGGGGUUUCCGUGAUCCCCAUUCCUGGAACCACCAAGAUUAAGAAUGCCGAAAGCAACAUGGGAUCGGUCAAAGUGGAACUAUCCGAUGAGGAAUGCAAGGAAUUGGAGGCCUUGUCGGCAUUGGUGAAGGGAGAACGAUACCAAGAUAAUUUUAUGGGGAAUAACAUGUCGAUUGAGAGCCAAAAGUAG
Molecule: messenger RNA, 1014 nt
Organism: Cylindrotheca closterium
Lineage: Eukaryota; Bacillariophyta; Bacillariophyceae; Bacillariales; Bacillariaceae
Source: the annotation of a GenBank genome assembly